Molecule: messenger RNA, 648 nt
Organism: Rotaria socialis
Lineage: Eukaryota; Metazoa; Rotifera; Eurotatoria; Philodinida; Philodinidae
Source: the annotation of a GenBank genome assembly
AUGAAUUUUCGUUUGAUAUUAUUUUAUCUAAUAUCAUUCACUCUUCACUGUACGAAUUCCGUUAAUUUAAAUACCGGUUUUACUGAUGCAUUAACACUUGAAGAAUAUGAAGAUGAUGUUGAAUUAAUUAAAAUCCGUUUUGAUACGACAAGACCGUGCCGAUUUUUUUCCGAUGAACGGUAUCCAAAAGUAGAAAAAGGUCUAGCUAAUUGUUCAUGGUAUGAAGAUGAUGCAUGUUGUAAACGAACAGAAGUAGCAAGUGUUUUCGAGUCUAUGUUCACUUUACAUCAAGCUUCAGCACAAUGUCGAAAUAUGAUGAAUUAUCUCAUGUGUUUCUUUUGUGCACCUGAUCAAUAUUUAUGGUACAUAAAAAAACGCGUUAAAAUUUGUCAAACGUUUUGUGAUGAAUUAUAUAAAAAUUGUAAAACCGCUGAAUUCAGUGGAAAUGUUAUUGGUACACUCUAUAAAUCAGGUUUACAAUUUUGUGAGGCAAAUAAUUUCAAUAUGGUUACAAGUGAUUGUUUUAAAUUCGAUGAGAAUGUUUUUUCAUCAGCAUCAAAAUUAUUUCAAUCAACGAUUUCCAUCUUUAGUCUUUUCCAUUUGUGUCUAGUCAUAGCAUUUGUAGUUAUAGUAAUAAAUUUAUUUUGA